GUCAUACCCGGUGCUGACACACACACACACACGCACACACACACACACACACGCACACACAGGCUGUGGUUUCCACUGAGGUGAACUGGGACGUACCAGACAACAGACACGUCCAGUAAAUAAGUUACAGCAUUUAAAUGUCAUGUGUGAACCACUGGAUAAAGUGAAGACUCCAGGUUUUCUUCAUCCUGAAUCAAACAGCUGAAGCUGGAACCUCGUGUUGCUGCGAUGAGGUCGGACACUGAAGUCGACCCAUCGACUCCACUUGGGACUCACAGUGGGUGAAACCAGGGAGGAGGAGUUGGGGGGUGUUAAGGAUGAAGUGGCAAUGUGUGUUCCUGGUUCUCAUCUCUCUGGGCGGCCGGUGUUUCCGAUGUGUCGCCGGUGACGUUGUGGCCUCUGACGAACACCCAGACAUUGGCCAUGAUGAGGACGUGCACCCCCACACCCUCCGAGAAACAAACGGGGAUGUUCUCAACGUUAAUUUCCAAACAAGCAGGGAUGUACCAGACACGAGUAUUGAAACAAACUGGGACAUACUGGACAUUAACCAGGACGACUAUGAGGACGCAGACUGGCGUCCUCCGACCUCCCUGCAGGACACACGCCCCGUUCUGUCCCCUGAAGACACACCAGUGAUUCUCAGUGGCACCCCUGCUGUCAACAACACCAACCAAGUCAUUGCUACUUCGUCACCUCAGUGCGGCGAGUACAGCAGCCAGCUGAUGUCUAACGGCGAGUGCCGGCUGAUGGCAACGCUGCCCCCUGUGGGAACAUCGCAGAAGCGCUGCCCGGAUAUGUUCCGCUGUACAGACGACGUCUCCUACUGGCUGCACGAGAACCAGGACAGAAAGGACCAGCUGGAGGAGCUGAGAGGGACGAUGUCGGAGCUGCAGGUGGAGCUGAGGAACCACCGGCUUAAAGUCAAAGCCCUGGAGGAGGAACAAAGUCUGAACUCAACCUUUGAGCAGCGGCUGCGCUCUCAGGAGCUGCGUCACGCUAAGUUCGACACGCUGCUCCACGUGCACGCGACGCUGCUGGACGAGCUGCAGGCGCAGCUCCGCAACCUGUCGGCCGCCGUGCAGCGCGUGGGCCGCAACACAGGCUGCACGGUCAAGGUUGUGAGAACCACACCCCCGCGCGGCCUGCGAGACACACUGCCACCAGGUGGACAGCUCCUGUCUUUCUGUCCUUCAGACUGUGCGUCUCUGUAUCACAACGGUGUUCGUCGUUCUGGUGUUUACACCAUUGUCCUGUCGCCCGGCGCCAACCUGCCCGUCUACUGCGACAUGGAGACGGAAGGUGGAGGCUGGACAGUGUUUCAGCGAAGGUGUGACGGCUCAGUCAGUUUUAACCGCGGCUGGUCCGAGUACCGCGAAGGCUUUGGUGAUCCUCGAGGAGAACACUGGCUGGGAAACCAGCAGCUCCAUCUUCUAUCCAAUCAGGGUCAGUACAGCCUCCGCGUCGACCUGCAGGACUGGAGCCACGCCCAGAGACACGCCCUCUACCACAGCUUCAGGACCGAGAACGAGGAGAACCAGUACCGCCUCCACGUGUCCGGCUUCAGUGGGACGGCAGAGGAUUCGUUCGGGUGGUACCACGACCACCAGGGUUUCAGCACGCCGGACACGGGCAACAUCUGCGCCGAGAUCAGUCACUCGGGCUGGUGGUUCCGCCAAUGUUUCUACGCCAACCUCAACGGCGUCUACUACAAGGGGGGGCGCUACACUCUGAAAGCCCAGAAUCUGCUUGGGCCGGACGGCAUCGUGUGGUUCUCCUGGAAGGAUUCAGACUUCUAUUCUCUGAAGGCCGUCGCCAUGAUGAUACGGCCACGCAACUUCAGGCCGUCCCGCCUGUCGCCAUAGUGACGGUGUCUGUCAGUCCUGCGACAGCGUGAAGGACUCAAGGCGCUGCCAGGAAUAUCCACGACAAAUAUCACCACAGCAGCAGAGAUCAGCUGAUACUAGUGGUUUUUAACCUGGUAGUUAUUUCCUUCAACUAAAGGUUAAACGAUGAUGUUUGUUUGUUUCAUGAUAUAAAUGUUAAGAACUUUUUCAGUUUACUUGCUUUUCCUUGUCACUAGUUUCUCAGACGUAAACAAGAAACCUGCAGCAGUUAAACUUUCAUUACACAUUUAUUGGAACAGUUACAGGUAAUAAGUGAUUCAUGUACAGGACUUCUCAAAGUCACCAACCUCCUCAAACAGACUACAGAAGAGUUUGGAUUCAGGUGGUUUGGUCUGUCGUGGCCACAAACGACUGGUGACGUCUCCCCCGCCGGUCUUCGUGCUGCUGUUGGGAUGGUUUCCCCCUCAGACUGGAGGGGGACCGUCCCCGGGACACAGAGGGUGUUUAUGUGGGGCGCUCCCUGGGCCGGGUGACAAACUGCCACCACAGAGGGGGGAGGUCGCCCUCCUUGCGGGCGGGGGGGAGGGCCUCGUUCUUGGGGCCUUCGGCCGGAGUCUCGGCCUGAAGCUGAGCAACCUGGAACCCAAAUGAGAGGAGAAGAUUUAUCCCUCCAUAAUACGAGACUAAGAAGAGCUUCAAAAACACAUAUUACUAUCACGACUUAUUUAUUAUGACCCAACUUCAUAGUGUCAAACUGAAAUACUCCAAUGAACUUUUAAUUAAAUUGUUUUCUAAAUAAAA
Messenger RNA from Hippoglossus stenolepis (Pacific halibut), 2648 nucleotides. RefSeq names its product fibrinogen C domain-containing protein 1. The record is from RefSeq and is a predicted model, not a curated record. Lineage: Eukaryota; Metazoa; Chordata; Actinopteri; Pleuronectiformes; Pleuronectidae. The transcript has 7 exons. The coding region runs from base 318 to 1865 and encodes 515 amino acids.